AUGAGAGAGUAUACAAAAGCACUUUUAUUUCAUGAGAAAGCAAUUGAAAUUCUACAAAAAAGUCUUCCUUCAAAUCAUCCUAAUUUGGCUACUUUAUACAAUAACAUCGGUAUGGUGUAUCAUCAAAUGGGAGAGGAUUCGAAAGCACUUUUAUUUCACGAGAAAGCGCUUAAAAUUCGUCACGAAACUCUUCAUUCCAAUCAUCCUGAUUUGGCUACUUCAUACAACAACAUCGGUUUGGUGUAUCAUCAAAUGGCAGAAUAUUCAAAAGCACUUUCAUUUUAUGAAAAAGCAUAUGAAAUCUUUUCAAUAACCCUUCCAUCAAAUCAUCCUUCAUUAGCUAGUUUAUAUAGCAAUAUUGGUACUGUAUAUGACAAUAUAGGAGAGUACUCGAAAGCACUUUCAUUUUAUGAGAAAGCACAUGAAAUCUUUCUAGUAACUAUUCCUUCAAAUCAUCCUAAUUUGGCUAAUUUAUACAAGAACAUUGGCACUGUGUAUAGAAAGAUGGAAGAAUACUCGAAAGCACUUUCAUUUUACGAAAAAUACCUUGAAAUCUGUCAAGAAACUCUUCCGUCAAAUCAUCUUUCAUUAGCUACCUCAUACAACAACAUCGGCAAUGUAUAUUACAAUAUGAGAGACUAUUCUAAAGCGCUGUCAUAUUUAGAGCAUGCUCUCGACAUAUUUCAACGUAUAUUACCACCAACUCAUUCCUCUAUAAAAGAUGUGAAAAAAGGUAUUGAGAUUGUAAAAGAAGAAACUAACAAGAAUAUUCAAUAA
This is a messenger RNA of Adineta steineri, 777 nucleotides long. The record is from the annotation of a GenBank genome assembly. NCBI's taxonomy places the organism in Eukaryota, Metazoa, Rotifera, Eurotatoria, Adinetida, Adinetidae.